AUGUCUUGCAUCCACUACAAGUUCUUCUCCAAGCUGGACUAUGAUACGGUCACCUUCAGUGGCUUCGACAUCUCCCUUUGCGACCUCAAGUGCAAGAUCAUGCGCAAGGAGAAGCUGAAGGCAGCCAACUGUGAUCUGCAGAUCAGCAAUGCCCAGACCAAAGAAGAAUACACAGAAGAUGCCCUGAUUCCUAAAAACUCAUUGGUAAUCGUUAAAAGAAUCCCUGCUGGAGGAGUUAAAGCUACCAGCAAAACAGAUGUUACAAGUCGAACUGAGCCAGUGAGCAGAACAUCAGAAGCAGUACGUAAAAACCCAAUCUUACCCUUUUUUUCUACUACCAACCUGGCUGAAGCCAGUGCUUCUGAAGAAGAUAAAAUAAAAGCCAUGAUGAUACAGUCUUUCCGUGAAUAUGAUCCAGUCCAUCCCAUGAAGAAGCCCUUGGCUACACCUCCACCAUCAUAUGUUUGCUUUCGGUGCGGAAAACCUGGCCACUAUAGAAAGGACUGCCCAAGAAAUGGGGACAGAAAUGUGGAGUCUGUUCCCAGACUGAAAAGGAGCACAGGAAUUCCAAGGAGUUUCCUGAUAGAGGUGAAAGAUCCCAACACAAAGGGUGCAAUGCUGACCAACACUGGAAAAUACGCAAUCCCCAUUAUUAAUGCGGAAGCUUAUGCUAGAGAAAAGAGGAAAAGGCCUCCAUCUUUACCAGAGGAGCCAUCCUCCUCCUCUUCUGAUGGUCCUGUUCCAGAUGAGCUGUUAUGUCUCAUUUGUAAAGACAUAAUGACCGACGCAGCUGUUCUUCCCUGCUGUGGAAGCAGUUAUUGUGACGAGUGUAAGUGUUAUUCCCAUGUUGUUAAUUGA
Molecule: messenger RNA, 858 nt
Organism: Melopsittacus undulatus (budgerigar)
Lineage: Eukaryota; Metazoa; Chordata; Aves; Psittaciformes; Psittaculidae
Product: E3 ubiquitin-protein ligase RBBP6-like
Exons: 7
Coding region: 1-858 (285 amino acids)
Biological process (GO): protein ubiquitination; ubiquitin-dependent protein catabolic process
Cellular component (GO): nucleus
Molecular function (GO): nucleic acid binding; zinc ion binding; ubiquitin protein ligase activity
Source: RefSeq, a predicted model, not a curated record